CCCCAUUCUAUUUUGCCACUAGAAACAUAUGAUGAUAUGCAAUGUCCAUAGCAGAGACCCACGCAUCUCUGAUGUCCUGUGGCAAAGUUGGCUUUCAAGAACCGCAAGAGUUCCCGCCGACCGACGAACCAGAAUCGAGCGCGACGAAGGAACUCACAGUUCUGAAGCACCAUUGCCGGUUAGGUGAUUAUGCGGGUCACGUCUUCAACAACCUAGAGUUACACAACACCGACGCCCCUUUACCGAAGCUCGCCACGGAACUUGUCGAACUCUUGGAGGAGGAGGAUAGUGACGGGCCCAUGGCGCUAGCCAUCGAGUUUAUCACAAAUCGCAUCCGCAACCAAGGGGGAGACAUAGAUUCAGCGAUGGCCAAGUUCGCGGUACAGGCCUAUGCUGCUCGGAAUCAGGUCUGCCAUAGAGAAGCCGGACACCUUGUGAUCGCGGAGAAAUGGGACGACCUGGCCCGACGAAUUUCUCUGGAUCGCGAGGCGCUGCCUGAAAUACUCCCCGAAGACCAGAUACAGCAUCUGGAAACUUGGCGUCGGAUACUGUGCUACUAUAGAGACAGGUACAUCGCCCAGAACUCGAAUAGAAAGUGGCAGAAGCGAGAUGAUGAAUCCCUUGUUCAACUUGCUGACACUGUAUCUACUCCCGGCGAUCGACGACAAUCUAGUAGCGACAGUGACAGUGACAGCGACAGCGACAGCGACAGCGACAGCGACAGCGACAGCGACAGCGACAGCGACAGCGACAGCGACAGCGACAAGGGCAGCACGACGAUCGGUCAGGGUCAGAUAAUCUUGGCCACAGAAGCGGCAGUUCCUAGUUCCUAG
Amorphotheca resinae ATCC 22711 is the source of this 833-nucleotide messenger RNA. RefSeq lists its product as hypothetical. The transcript has 4 exons. The record is from RefSeq and is a predicted model, not a curated record. Lineage: Eukaryota; Fungi; Ascomycota; Leotiomycetes; Helotiales; Amorphothecaceae. The coding region runs from base 42 to 833 and encodes 263 amino acids.